This is a messenger RNA of Ricinus communis (castor bean), 1508 nucleotides long. RefSeq names its product fructose-1,6-bisphosphatase, cytosolic. The record is from RefSeq and is a predicted model, not a curated record. Gene Ontology annotation, molecular function: fructose 1,6-bisphosphate 1-phosphatase activity. Bases 376 to 1401 code for a protein of 341 amino acids. Lineage: Eukaryota; Viridiplantae; Streptophyta; Magnoliopsida; Malpighiales; Euphorbiaceae. Gene Ontology annotation, biological process: fructose 1,6-bisphosphate metabolic process; gluconeogenesis; fructose 6-phosphate metabolic process. The transcript is spliced from 12 exons. Gene Ontology annotation, cellular component: cytosol; cytoplasm.
CCACCACGACCUCGUCAUCUGCAAAGAUGAAGAGAGACAAAAAGCUGAUAACCGUCGAAUCGUAUACAGACGACCAAAGGCGUUAUCCGCAGUGACGGCCACACACAUCACUACCACCCUCCUUCCGCGCCACGUGUCGUAGGAAACUUCCAUUAUAUGUAACCCGAUAGCAUCCCGCUGUCUACAGGCUACAGAUAGUCCAAGUGCUCUCUCCCUUAUCGCUUUCGCACAACUGCUGUCCCACUUCUCCUCGAACUCCGCAACCUUUCACCUCUGCUAUUUAACCCUUUUGCUCAAAAGCUUCCAUUUUCAUUUAUUUAGUUACUUAGAGAGAGAGAGAGAGAGAGAGAGAGAGAGAGAGAGGGAGAGAGAGAGAUGGAUCACGCAGCAGAUGCACACAGGACUGAUUUGAUGACCAUAACAAGGUUUGUAUUGAAUGAGCAAUCAAAGCAUCCUGAUUCUCGUGGAGAUUUCACCAUCUUGCUUAGUCAUAUUGUUCUUGGCUGCAAGUUCGUUUGCUCUGCUGUUAACAAGGCUGGUCUUGCUAAGCUUAUUGGACUUGCUGGGGAGACGAAUGUUCAGGGUGAAGAGCAAAAGAAGUUGGAUGUGCUUUCAAAUGAAGUUUUCAUCAAGGCUUUAGUAAGCAGUGGCCGAACAUGCAUUCUUGUCUCAGAAGAAGAUGACAAGGCAACAUUUGUGGAGCCUGCCAUGCGCGGAAAGUACUGUGUUGUUUUCGAUCCAUUGGAUGGGUCCUCUAACAUUGAUUGCGGUGUUUCUAUUGGAACGAUCUUUGGGAUUUACAUGGUGAAACAUGGCAAUGAACCAACACUAGAUGAUGUCUUGCAACCUGGGAAGAAUAUGGUUGCAGCUGGUUAUUGCAUGUAUGGAAGCUCUUGCAUGUUUGUGUUGAGCACUGGAAAUGGUGUUAAUGGUUUCACCCUCGAUCCAUCCCUUGGGGAGUUCAUUCUUACUCAUCCUGAUAUUAAGAUUCCAAAGAAAGGAAAGAUUUAUUCUGUAAAUGAAGGAAAUGCUAAGAACUGGGAUGAUCCAACAGCCAAAUAUGUGGAGAAUUGCAAGUUCCCCAAGGAUGGCUCUUCACCAAAGUCUCUAAGAUACGUUGGAAGCAUGGUAGCCGAUGUCCACCGCACAUUCCUUUAUGGGGGGAUAUUUUUGUACCCUGCUGAUAAGAAGAGUCCCAACGGAAAAUUGCGUGUUCUAUAUGAAGUCUUUCCAAUGUCAUUCUUGGUGGAACAAGCCGGAGGUCAGGCUUUCACUGGGCAGCAAAGGGCACUUGAUCUAAUUCCAACAAAGAUACACGAGCGAUCUCCAAUAUUUCUUGGAAGCUAUGAUGAUGUUGAGGAAAUCAAAGCACUAUAUGCUGCAGAAGCAAAAAGGGCGUAAAAGAAUCAUUCCUCGGUCACAUAUUUACAUAGCCUUUAAUUAUUGUAUGAUGGCUACUUGACCACAUUCCUGAGCAUAUAUUCAUAGAAUAAAACUCUCUUUCACAA